Molecule: messenger RNA, 276 nt
Organism: Cyphellophora europaea CBS 101466
Lineage: Eukaryota; Fungi; Ascomycota; Eurotiomycetes; Chaetothyriales; Cyphellophoraceae
Exons: 2
Coding region: 1-276 (91 amino acids)
Source: RefSeq, a predicted model, not a curated record
AUGUCAAAAGUUCUUUUCUGGGGCGCUUUCGGUGUCGCGACAAGGUUGAUGCAGCUCGGGAUUGAGAUGAGACCAUUUUUCCAACGCGGUGGAUUAAUCUGGUAUCCUGUCUUCGGGUCGAUUGGCGCUUCUUUUGGCUGGUGGCUGAGUGGCGUUGAGCAGCGGCAAGUACAGAUGCUACAACAGCGAAAGAAUAUCCUUAUGGAGAAGCGGAAACGACGAGCCGAACGUGAGGCAGCCGAGGGCGGAUCAGAGUUGGCGGCGACGGCACAUUAG